CCCCCCUGGGCCCAUUUGGACGGGCAACUAGCUGGACUUGGACAUUUUUUUUUGCAUGGCACCACUUUGCAUUAACAUUUUUCUUUGCUGAAAACUUCGACAUCAUCUCUCCUUACCCUCUCCCGCAUCGUCCCUCCACCCUUCCGAAAUUCUUCGACUUCGUAUCGAUUUGAUCUUUGAAGGUGUGCACGAGCGCUGGACAAAGUGCAUACCUAAAGCGGGGGGAAAGAAGCGCCUGUCUAUUCGGACAACCUCAUACAGAGAAGAAGGCCCUUAUAUCUUCUUAUUAUAUUUUAUUAUAUUUUGCUUUCUAUAUUAUUUUGCCACAGCGGAUUGUUUUCCUAUUUUCGUCCCGUUUCGUCCUUCGUCAGAAGGAAGUAGCUACAUACGCCUUGGUCCGAACUCGUUGUGCGCGCGGCUGUCACGCACCAAACCGCAGCUACCAUUCGUUCACUCAACCAACUCUUGGUGCCUGUCGUCCCAAGCUCUUUCUGUCGCCUAAUCCGCCACCCUGCGAGCGCGACACCAGAAUUCAAUCAUCGAGUGUAUCAAGGGACCAAGAAAAAGUCCCCCCAUUCGAACCACCUCAAGUUGACCUGCAUGCAUCAUUCGCUGUGUGCGAGGUAGUUCAGCCAUUCUUUACAAUAUUGUCUUUUGGCAUUAAGACAAUCACAGUUAUACAUUCACCCGAUCGAGUGUCUCUCUCGCUGAUCUACUCGGAAAUCUUUCCAAACCGCUCGCUACCCAACCGACACCGAGUUCACAUCGAUCACAAACCACGCUUACAGACGAAAACCGUCUGGAAGAAUCCUUGCGAUCUGAUCUCUAGAACCAUCGUUUGCCUCAUAACAACUUUUUCUCAUUAAUCCAUAGGCCGCACGGGGUUAACGAGCGGCCCAGGCGGCUCGAAAAAGAUUCUAUAUGCCUAGAUUCCCGGUUUCGUUUGGCAAGCGGAGGUCGACCGCAGACAGCUUAGAAAAUGGUGCUGUAGCAGCGGAACCAUCGUUCCGAGUCCUCGAGAGGCCCGAUGUUCCCAAUGCCAAAAAUUUUGAUGCCGGUGUCAGGAACUCGGUCUACAAGCCAUCCCACAACCCGAAAGCUUCCAUCUCGGUCGACCUCGCCCCGAUGGACGACAACAUGUUUGCGGAUUUGAAGAGCACAAAUCGUAGUGGCAGUGGUCUCUCAAACAAUACCACAAAAUCCUCAUUAACCGACAAUUCCUCCCGACACAGCAACGCUUCUACUGCCCCAUCCUCCACCCACGAAAACAGUGCUGCCAUCCACGAAGAUUCCAAAAGACCAGUACCCAAGAAGUCGUACCAAGAUAUUCCUCUUCCCCCGAUUCCGAAGUCGGCGAGCAGUGGAUUUCUCAAGGCUGCAGGCCGAACCUUCUCAUUCGGAACCAAGAAGAGCCAUUCUUCGGGCUCUGCGGGACAAGAGUCAGAUAUGCAAUCGUCCGUCGACCAGCACGGCCCAGAGCAGCUAUCGACUGUAGGAAGACCUCGGACCACGACAUCAUCAACAACCAGCACAGCCACCCCGCCCAAGCUUGACGAAUCAAGCUCUUUUGACUUGGGUGGAGAUUUCAGCAAGAUGCUCAGCUUCGAGAAGAGGAAGAGCACCCUGACGUUGAAGGAUGACCAGAACGGUCGUCAAGCUCUCGGGCCACGUUCCUUGACUGGAAAUCGUCUGAACCAACCUCAGCCUUCGCCUUUGACGAUCGACAAGACCUCGAGGAUAGAACCAUCGCCAUUUUCUUGGGGAAGCCAUCACUCUGGAGAUGGCCUGCUCAACAGCCCGAGCCUGGGAAACGAGAAUGCCCCGCCAGUCCCGAAACAUGUCUCUGCAUACUCGCCGAGGCCCCAGGGUCCAUCUCAGUCGUCCUCAGAUGGCAGCCUCCAGGCUGGUCACCACGGCAACGAUAGGAGAUUUUCUGGAGAGGGUGAAGGAGAAGACACUUUACUUUUGAAAGACAUUUCUACAGCAACCAGAUUCCUGAAGAGCGGUGGUGCACAAACAGGCAAUGGUCGGUACCGGAGGGACGAGGACACUUUGGGAUCUGGUUACAAGCAGGUUUCAAGCCCCAAAGACGAGGAGGAUCUUUUCGACACAAGCUUAGUGAACUCGAGUAGGGCGGCAAGCCGCUAUGUCGCCGAGAAACCCAGCCCACCUCGCAACAAGGUCAUGACUCCCGCUGAGUUUGAGAGAUACCGUCAAGACAAGGAGAGAGGUUCGGACAGCGGCGACAAGUCUCCUACGAAAGGCGACGAUGACGAUGAUGAGGAUAUCAACUAUGAGGAUGAUGAGGAUGACAUGGAGAAGUCGAAGCAGGCUGCUAAGCAAAGGCAGAAGCAGGAGGCACAUAUGACUGUGUACCGACAGCAAAUGAUGAAGGUCACUGGUGAACCGGCUACUAGCGGUCACCGUCCUGGAUUUUCGGCCUCAUCCAGCACACCCAACCUGCUACAGGCCCGUGGACCGUCCCCCAACAAGUCUGUCGACGCAUCGGGCGAGUCGGAUGAUGAGGAGGUUCCUCUUGCCAUCCUGGCCGCACACGGCUUCCCGAACAAGAACCGCCCACCACACCGCCUCAGCUCGAUGAUGUCGAACCCCAACCUCAAGGUUGCUGCGCAAACAAGCUACGCUCGUCCGGGCUCUGCGCAUGGCGACUCCCCAGCCUCUAGCGGACCAUCGCCUUCAGGCGGUCGUCUCCCAGCGUUUGCCAGGGGUCUUCCUCAAGAUCCUUUUGUCGGAGCUGGCCUCGUCAAUCACCCAGUUAGGGAGAGCCUUUCCUUUGGUGGUGGGGCCCCCGCUGCUCUCCAAACCCCCGGCGUGCCCCCCGGAGGUCUGGUCGGUGUCAUUGCCGGCGAGGAACGCGCGCGUGCGCUGCGUCGGGGCAGCCCUGCCAUCGAUACACACAAGCCACUGAUGCCGAUGUCAGGGCCUCUGGCAGGGCCAGGAGGCUUUGAUCCACUAGGAGCUGUUCCCUCUCAUAUGAUGUAUCCUGCCUCCAACCCCCGACCCCUCUCGACAGUCGACCAAACCCAAGCGCAGAUGAACCAGAUGCAGCAGUUUAUGCAAAUGCAAAUGCAGUUUAUGCAAAUGCAAAUGAUGCAGACAAACGGCAAUCGCAUGUCACAAAUUCCCCAGAUGGCACCGCAAAUGCCAGGUAUGCCCGGCGGACAGAUGCUAGGCAAUGGAAUGAUGGGCAGCACGGGCGACAUGCGGCACAGCUUUGUGGACAACGGGUCUGUCUUUGACCUGCCCAUCCGCCCCGAGCAGCAUGGCCGCAGCAUGAGCAUGGUGCAGCCCAGUUCAGCCUCCUGGAUCCAGCCACCUAUGCAAGGCCCCGGUUACGCCCCGAGCAUCCGCAUUCAGGGUGCCGGCUAUGCGCCUUCUAUCGCACCGUCCGAGAGGAGCAACAUUGGCCUUCCCGGUCGCUACCGGCCUGUGUCUCAGAUGCCUGCUGCUGCACCUGCGGACCCCCGCAAGAGCACAACCAUAUCGGGCGGUCUUGGCUGGGACCAGCCACGCACCAAGAGCCCGCUUGGGUUCGGCACAGCCAAGACACCUAGCCUAGGCCCGGAUGCGACUCACAGCAAGAAGACCGUCACUACGGUCGCUGCGGAUGACGACGAGGAUGACGAACAGGCCUGGGCCGCUAUGAAGCAGAAGCGGGAAAAGAAGCGGUCGCUCUGGAAGUCCAAGAAGAGCUUCGGAAGCGAUAUCUCCCUCAUGAUCAAAUAAACGACUCGAAGAUAACCAGCUCACUGCUGCCUGAAAAGAUUGCUCAUCAUCUCAUUCUUUUCUCUCACAUCAUUUUUUGCGGACAUAGCGUUCGGUGUGGCAGGGAAGACGAUAUUUUUCUCUCUGUGUAUGCAUUCCUGGAUUUCCUUUAUCCGUUUCUUUUUUUUUGGAUCUUUUAUGUUUCUGGCCACUGUUUGGAAACUAGCCUCGCUCCUCAUACCUGACGUUCAUUUUCUUGGUUUUGGUGUUGGGCUUGCGCAUAUACAAGAAAUAUUUAAUCUGUUGCUUGUCUUGGGUACUUUGAUCUUUGUUUGGUUUCGCUUGUUUGAAAAGAUCAUCACACCUCGCCACAGCACAAAUCUGCCUUUUGCAUACCUCCAACUGGGCCCACAAACCCCGUCACUAAAAGUGCAUGCGUUAUUAUUGCUUUAGUUGCACACAGCGGCAUUAGUUUGUUAAUUUGGGUUGCGUUUAUUGCCCGCACUUUACAUUCGUUUAUCUUUUUUUGUUCUCUUUAUUCAUCAUUAAGGUGGUACGGAUGAGCGGCAGGGACGGAAGAAAAUAAAGUAGAAGAGAGACGGAGGAGGGCAACGAAUUUGUAUAGUGGAUUUUUUUCUACGCAUGAAAGAACGGCGUCAUGAUAGACAGAUCCAAGAAUUGGGCGCAAAGGCAAAGAUGCAAAUAAACAAAAGUCCAAUGCCGACAUGCCGUGUUGGAGUGGAAGCCUGUGGCAUCUACUUCAACUUCGCCCAUAAUCUAAUAAUAAGCCUCUCGAACCAUAUAUUUUAUCGCAACAAAGUGAU
Pyricularia oryzae 70-15 is the source of this 4550-nucleotide messenger RNA. RefSeq lists its product as uncharacterized. Lineage: Eukaryota; Fungi; Ascomycota; Sordariomycetes; Magnaporthales; Pyriculariaceae. Bases 922 to 3747 code for a protein of 941 amino acids. The transcript is spliced from 3 exons. The record is from RefSeq and is a predicted model, not a curated record.